This is a messenger RNA of Cryphonectria parasitica EP155, 1836 nucleotides long. RefSeq names its product acyltransferase ChoActase/COT/CPT. The transcript has 3 exons. NCBI's taxonomy places the organism in Eukaryota, Fungi, Ascomycota, Sordariomycetes, Diaporthales, Cryphonectriaceae. Gene Ontology annotation, molecular function: carnitine O-acetyltransferase activity. The record is from RefSeq and is a predicted model, not a curated record. Gene Ontology annotation, biological process: carnitine metabolic process. Bases 1 to 1836 code for a protein of 611 amino acids. Gene Ontology annotation, cellular component: peroxisome; mitochondrion.
AUGGCGCCGGCGAGCCGAAGAGCCAACAGCUCGUUGCCCUCGGGCUACGUCGAGGACAAGUCCAAAGGCCCCAUGCUGCGUUUUCAGGAGUCCCUCCCCCGCCUGCCAGUGCCCACCCUCGAGGAGACCGCCGCCCGCUACCUCAAGAGCCUGCACCCGCUGCUGUCGCCCGCCGAGUUCGAGCAGAGCAAGUCCGCCGUCGCAGACUUCGUCAAGCCUGGCGGCAUCGGCGCCCGCCUGCAGGAGAAGCUGAUCGCCCGGCGUGAGGACCCAAAACACAAGAACUGGAUCUACGAGUGGUGGAACGACGCCGCCUACUUGUCCUAUCGCGAUCCCGUUGUCCCCUAUGUCAGCUACUUCUACUCGCACCGCGACGAUCGCCAGAGGCGGGACCCGGCCAAGCGCGCCGCGGCCAUCAGCACCGCGGUGCUGAGCUUCAAGAAGAUGGUCGACGAGGGUACGCUCGAGCCCGAGUACAUGAAGAAGCUCCCCAUCUGCAUGGAUAGCUACCAGUGGAUGUUCAACGCCAGCAGGGUCGCCGCCAAGCCCGCGGACUUCCCAGUCAAAUAUGACCACAAGGCGAACAAGCAUCUGGUCGUCAUCCGCAAGAACAACGUCUACAAGGUCCUUCACGAGGUCGACGGAAAGCAGCUCAGCACGGCCGAGCUGGAGGCGCAGUUCAGGCGGGUGUACGAGCUGGCAGGGUCUCGUGGGCCAGCUCUCGGCGCACUGACGAGCGAGAACCGCGACAUCUGGACGGACGCGCGCGCGGUGCUACUGGAUGCCCACCCCGGCAACAAGGCCGCCCUAGAGACGGUCGAGUCGGCCUCGUUCGUGGUGUGUCUUGAUGAUGCGUCGCCCGUCACCCUCGAGGAGCGCGCACACAGCUACUGGCACGGUGAUGGGCAGAACAGGUGGUUCGACAAGCCGCUGCAGUUCAUUGUCAACGACAACGGCACCUCAGGCUUCAUGGGCGAGCACAGUAUGAUGGACGGCACACCCACCCACCGGCUGAACGACCACGUGAACAACGUCAUCUUCAACAACAAGAUUGACUUUGGCGGCCCUGAGGUCCGCUCCCACGUCCCCGAACCCUCGCCCGUGCGGUUCACUGUCACAAAAGAAGUCCAGAAGGAGAUCGACCGCGCCGUGGCUGACUUCAACUCGGUCAUCGGCCAACAUGAACUCGCCGUCCAGGCCUACCAGGGCUACGGCAAGGGCCUGAUUAAGAAGUUCAGGUGCUCUCCUGAUGCCUACGUCCAGAUGAUCAUCCAGCUGGCCUACCACAAGAUGCACGGCAAGAACAGACCCACGUACGAGAGCGCCGCGACCAGACGAUUCCAGCAGGGGCGAACCGAGACUUGCCGCACCGUCUCGGAUGCCAGCGUCGCCUGGUGCAACGCUAUGGCAGACCAUGCUGUGGAUGACAAGACCAAGGUAGAGCUCUUCCAGAAGGCCAUCGCUGGGCAUCUGGAGUACAUUACUGCCGCAAGCGAUGGCAAGGGUGUUGACCGGCACCUGUUUGGUCUGAAGAAGCUGCUGGGCCCCGGCGAGGAGCUUCCAGCCAUCUACAAGGAUCCUGCCUUUGGCUACAGCAGCUCGUGGUAUCUGUCCACGUCGCAGCUCAGCUCCGAGUACUUCAACGGGUACGGCUGGAGUCAGGUGAUCGACCAGGGAUUCGGCAUUGCCUAUAUGAUCAACGAGAACAGCAUCAACUUCAACAUCGUCUCCAAGGGCCUGGGCAGUCAGAAGAUGAGCUUCUAUUUGAACGAGGCGGCCGGCGACAUGCGUGACCUGCUUGUGCCCACGAUCGAGGCGCCUAAGGCUAAGCUGUAA